AUGCCGACUAAUGGACUGUACUUUUUCUUCCUUACAGUGGACUACAAGGUGGACUGCAGCGAGCAGCAAAUUCGGAUACGAGUCAAUUUAGAAGGACACAACAUUACAGAUGUAUAUCUCGAAAACCUCAAGGGCUACCCUGGUUGUACCCCAAACUACACAGAAGGUCGAACGGCAGCGAUGUUCGAGAUCCCGAUCCGAGAUGACUUCCGCUGCGGCAUUGGGAAGAUGACGAAUAAAAUACAGGGUUUGAAAAUCUACUUCCACCGGGUGGUACUCGAGGACGGAGCUUCGAGCGGCUCACCGAGUCUCGGAGCCUUGGUGAGGCCGCGGGAAACGAUCUUCUUCAAGUGCCAGUUAGCAGAUCGCAGGCGUCUUCUGCUCAACAGGACCAAAAGGGCCAAUUCGUUCCCCUUUGAACUUGUAGAGCCAGAUCAUUUGAACAUCACCGAAUACAUUGAGGCACAUGCGCCCGUUCCAUAUUUGGACAUAGGAAUUCGGCAGAGCGGUCGCCUCCUGGACACGUCGUACAAUGUUCAGCCAGGCACACCGCUCGAAAUGGUCAUCUAUCUCGACCAAAAAAGCAAAGCGACGUACGGAAUCUUGAACACCUUCCUGAAGGUGUCGGACAGCGCGGGCAAGCAAGAAGAGGUCAUAAUAAUGAACGGCUGUUCAAUCGACCCGUACAUCUUUUCGAAUUUCAAAACGCCCGACGGAGGCGACACCCUCAGUGCCACGUUCAAGGCGUUCAAGUUCCCCGAGUCGACCUAUGUCAUGUUUUCGGGAACAGUGUCGAUAUGUAUAAACAAAUGUAAAGCGAUCUCGUGUGGAAACGGACAGUUGGGAUUCGGCCGUCGCAAGCGGGAAAUCCCGGCGGCUCUUCCGAAAGACCCUAAUGCGCUGUACAGUGUAGAGCUUUCUACGAUGCUGAGAGUCCGCUUCGACGACGACUUCUUCAAACUCAACAAAGGUGCGUUGUCCGGUGAGUUCAAGGAAGGAGCAGCGGUUGCAUCCCGCUUCAUCGAAGCUGAGACACGCGGAACUUCGGAGCAACAGAUGUAUACAUCGUCGUCGACGUUAUCGCUUCGGAGGCCGACGCAGACUUCCGUCUACAAUCUAAUGAUGUUGAUCAUCUUAGUGACAGUGAUGAAAUUCCGUUGAUCGAUUGCCUGCUCUCCGGAUGAACAGAGGAUAAUCGCUUGUCGGUCGAUUGGCCUCUGCAGGUCAAGCGGGCAGGCAUUUGAGCACCGCUCUCUGUACUACUGAAUGUACUAUAUCCAAA
Galendromus occidentalis (western predatory mite) is the source of this 1282-nucleotide messenger RNA. RefSeq lists its product as uncharacterized. NCBI's taxonomy places the organism in Eukaryota, Metazoa, Arthropoda, Arachnida, Mesostigmata, Phytoseiidae. The coding region runs from base 1 to 1161 and encodes 386 amino acids. The record is from RefSeq and is a predicted model, not a curated record. The transcript is spliced from 8 exons.